GAACGCCUUUUUCAUGCGCUGGUGUACAUGGUGGCGUCAGGAUUCGAGUUUGAUGGGAGUUCGGUGUGUCGAGGGUGUGUCGUGUGUUUACACUUCCCGCAAACUUCGCUCUCGACAGAUUUCUAACAGGGACCAACAGUCAUCUAGCUGUGAUACUGGAUUUAAUUUAUGUGAGAAGGAAAAAAAUGCAAGCAAUAUCUCCCACGUACUCAAGUCUGAGUUUUUUCCCAAACAUCGGAUAUUAAUCGUAAGUCAAGACAGUUCCACGUUGCUAGUGGAAAGAAAGUUAUUUCGCUGGUAAGACAAAAUUUCAAAGGAUCGCGGCGAGGAGAAGUGUACCUGAACUGCACAUGUGCGUCAAAAUCAUGGGGACUAAAGCCAUAACAUUCCGAUUACAGGUUGGCCCUCGGCUAGGUCGACGAACAACAUCUUGAGCUGGACGUUGGAACAUCAGAGAAGUUCCUGACCCUCCUGGGGGAUCAGGUGAACCUUUACACCACCCCUCACCUUUGCCAGCACGUCAUCCUCGGCCGUGCAGCAACCGCCACGAUGCGGCAGCGUCGGCGGGGGUCAGUAUGGUGAUGCAACUGGCACGGCGACGGUUGGGAUGCAGACGACGCGAACUGGCAGCGAUGACCAGCAUCAGCUGCCUCCUCUUCCUGGCUCUCUACACGGUCGGUCUCACCUGGUGCAUGGCGCUCCCACAGUGGCUGCCCAACGACAUCGCCGUCAUCGCAGCUGAUGGAGAUGUCAACGCUGGCGACUUGUCACUCGGUGCUGUCCGGAAGCUGCAGCACGAUGCGGCGCGGACAGGUGCACAACGGUGAUGGAGGAGAGGGCGGGGUGGGCGCACGUGGGUCGUCGUUAUUGUCGCCGCAGGUCGAUCCUCACGCCGUGCCCAGACACUUACGGACUUUGCAGUCCUCUCGCACCAGGGACGGGUACGAUACGGGUAUUCAGGGUGGCUCACUGUCCAGCAGCGACGGGGACCAUCCGCAGCAACAAGACAUUCAGGCCAAGCUGUUGCUACAGAAUCAGCUUGAGCAGCAACAUCCCCAACAACCACAACGACCUCAAGGCGGGACUUCCAGCGAAGUAUCCGCCAUCUACCUCGACGACGAAACCAACGAGGAAAGUGAAGAAGGGUGGGCCUCCCCCACGGGCCAGGAGUACCUGGAUGGCCCCGGGGUAGGGGGAGCCGCGUACGAGAAAGACAACGUCAGUCUCUCGAUGAUGCUGGACAGGCGCCUACCCAGGGCUAUUAUUAUCGUGAAAAAAGCGGGUACCCGCGCGCUUCUGGAGUUUCUCAGGAUUCACCCGGAUGUCCGAGCCCCUGGACCAGAGCCGCACUUCUUCGACAAGAAUUACAAUCGUGGAUUAGACUGGUACAGGACCCUCAUGCCGCGGUCGCUGGAAGGUCAGCUGACGAUGGAGAAGACCCCCGGCUACUUCAUCACGCGCGAGGUGCCCAAGCGGGUGCACAACAUGUCACGUGACGUCAAGCUGCUGGUGGUGGUGCGCGACCCCAUCACGAGGGCCAUCUCGGACUACACGCAGACGCACAGCAAGUGGGCCGGCAGGCUCAAGUCCUUCGAGAACAUGGCGCUGCUGGACCACCGCCUGGGCAUCGUCAACACCUCGUGGGGCGCCAUCCGCAUCGGUCUGUACACCAAGCAUCUGGAGCGGUGGUUCAAAUACUUCCCCCGCCACCAGUUCCACUUCGUCAGCGGCGAGCAGCUCGUGGCUGACCCUGCGGGGGUCAUGGCGGACGUGCAGAACUUCCUGGGCCUCAAGCCGUACAUCGGAGAGAAGCACUUUUACCUCAACGCUACCAGGGGCUUCCCCUGCUUGGUGAAGGACCCUGCCGCCAACAGCAGGCCGCACUGUUUAGGGAAGACUAAGGGUAGGAAGCACCCCGUUGUGGACUCUCGUGUGAUUGACAGGCUGCGAGACUUCUACAGGCCGUUCAACGCCAAGUUCUAUCAAAUGGUGGGGCGGGAUUUCGGGUGGUCAUAGCACUGGACGAGUCGGAUACCCUGCCCGCCCUUGUGGUCGGCCUCGAUCUUGCCACUGUGUGUGUGCGCGUGCGUGCGCUUGUGUGUUGUGUGUGUGUGUCUGGCAGUACCUCUGGCCGUAGCCCUUUAUCUCGGCGACAGAUCUGUGAGUGUGGAUACGAAGCUUGCAUUCAGUACCCAAGCUGACCUGAAGGACAAGUGACGAUGAUUGCUCCUGUGUGUGCCCCGCUGACUGGGGCCCUCGACACCGAGCGGGCAACAAAACACAUCCGAUAUAAACUGCUGAGUGAAGGGCAUGGUACGUUGGCUGUGUAUAUUCCUCAACAUCAUCCCAACAUGGCUGGGAGCCACACGUGUAUAAAUUAACCGUGUUUAAAAAAGUUUUGAAUAUCCUGUAACAUAUACGUAUAUGUACAUACAAUCACAUAUUAUUACAGUACAGAUAGCAUUAUACAGUGAGUAUGGCAGUUGUGCGGAAGGGACUUUAUUGUGAUGGAUAUACUAAUAUGUGUGAAGGCCCUGUGACCCAGCUGUGUGUUGUCUGUCUGUUUGGUCUUUAUUCUUCAAACCCUCCUCCUACAGUAGUGAGGGCAUCAGACGAGUGCAAGAUGUCAGUCAGUUGUGAAAUCUCCUCCAAGCUGACACCGGAGGACAAACCACAGAUAACAACUAAGUCACUGACGAGAAGUCUGGUUAGUCCCAUAACUACUGAACCUUGACUGGCUGUCAACGAUUUCAGGAUGCAAGUGAUAUUCCUGUCGAGCUCUGUGGAUUGUGCUUGUCUAACCACACAAAAGCCUUCAUUUGCUCAAAGACAGUUUCGUUCGGUAUUGUCUGGUUUGUGUGUGUGGUAUGUUGUUAGUCACGACUUUGAACUCUGUCAUCCCUGUGUUCACCUCUGAUCCUUAACCUAAAAUAUUAAUUCUUUGCUUUAGGAUCCCCUUUAACACGUAUAUAGAAAUUAUACUAAUGUCAGAUUUAAAGCUGACGGGAUAGAUGCAAUCGUUGAGUUACGAAGAAUAAGUUGUUGUUGAUGAUGAUGAUGAUGAUGAUGAUGAUGAUGAUGAUGAUGAUGAUGAUGAUGAUGAUGAUUGGAGUGGUUAGGGGCGGGGACUUGCAAGAGAUCCGAGUAGAAGCGCAGUUAGCGGGGUGGCUGACAACAAACAAGAGGAAAGGGGUAUCUGAUGGCGGACCUCAGAGGUCCAGGUGUGACGGUAGCGCUUGUUGAAGGAUUAGCUUGUUGAUCAUCACAUUAUCGGCUUUCGUCUCGGUGUGUCCGCGCUCCACAGUUUGUGUGGCUUUAGCUUCCCUGUCGCCGCCGUCAACUAAGCCCUCGCUCCAAACCCUCGUUUCCAGGGGUAGACAAUAGGAACAAGAUUUUGCUAAGGGAAACCACCUGUUACCGGACACCCGAAAAGCAGCCCCAGUAUUGAGAAGAUAGAGCAGAAGCUUCCUACCCUUUUCAAGCUAAAAAUAAUAACAAUAAAAAACGAAAUUGCCGAUAAACGUUUUAUUUGACUUGAAAGGAGAAAGCCCCCCACAAACUGUCAAACAGGAGAUUGCUUAAAAAGCUUUAAAGAGAAUGACCCAUCUGAAUGAUCUUCCCUGAGAUCCACGUGAUAGCAGGUGCUGACAUCUGGUGAUAGCGGCGAGAUCACUUGAUAGCAUCUACUGGCAGUCGGGUGGUAGUGAGUCGUGAGUGCUAUUCACCUGCCGCUGGUGGUUCCAAAGCCGCGACCUCUGUGAGCCGUGAACAAUCACGUAGUCGGAAGUCAGGCAGCUUCACGUCCUAGCACCGUGACGCGUGUCUGCGCGCGCACCACACGUACAGCCCCCGUUAAUCCCACAUAAUCCCGCGCCACAGUCCGUGGCCUGAGCGGGGGACACCCAAGAACAGGUACCCGGCUCCGGUUUGUUUUUCUUUCCUUGGCGUCGCCGGGCUUAGCUUUGAGCGCAGCGCUAAACACGCGGAGCUUUGCCCUCGUCUGUGGGUUCGGAUCCCACUUCAGCUCCAACGUCGUACAACGUGACCGCAGCUCUGUUCUGGAUCACCAUUGACAUGGUCGCUCAACUUGUCAACCACCCCGACUUUAUUUAGAAAUGUUUGAACCAGUUUGCGUAUUAACUUGGAUGGAAAUCAAUCAAUCUUCACAGUCAAGACCAUAAUCUCUGGCCCUUAAAGCACGGAUGUUUAGAUACUGGGAGUAUUAAAUGAGUUAAAAGAAAAAUGCUUGAUGAUCAGACAUUUUGUAAUAAGGUCAUCAGAGGCCAGAUCAUGAGGUCUUUCUUGAGACAAGGACCUCGUCCCAUCUUCCGCUAACAUCAACCGAAUUUUCUCGAUUCCGCAAUGGAGCGAUGUGCGCGAGCGCUGCACGUGUUGAAAAAAUACCAAACCGUAGGCGGUGCAAUAAUUUUUUUUUAAAGAGGCAAAAUCAUCGUUUGCUUCCUGCCCUGGCGGCAAUUUUGUAACAUCGUGCCUCAAACUGCCCAUUAAUGCUUCGUCAACACGAGCAGCAAGGUGUCGAGCGUUGAUUACAGCGCCCCCUGACGACAGGCGCGGCUAUCAGGCGCGUGCUUCUUAUGCUGGCCGCCAAUAGACUUCUGUUCUGACGAGAACCAUUGAGAUAAAGUAAUUUCUGUAAUGACUAUCCGUGACAAAUUGUAUUCAUAAAUAGUUGUUAAUGUUGGGUUAGUAAAUGGCGUUUCAUAUUUUUCUUUUUUGCUGAAAUAAUUUGACGGGAAUGUAUUUUUUAAGAAAGUUUUUGUAAAAGGAAGAAAUAAUUUAUUCAUACACUAAGCCCAGGGACGGACACUUCCUGAUGUUAGCAUUGUGUGAUUAUAUAACAUCCGACUACCUUAGAUAUAUUUCCGGCAGAUCAAGUCCACAAGAGAGUGGAUACAGCAGGUCGGUCACAGUUCAACCACUUGUAAACAAUCAAUGACGACCAUAAAAAGUCUCCUUGUUUUGGUUGCCUCCGACUUUGUUUGCUGCUUUGUUCAACUUCAACAUUUAUGUUGGGCUGUAUAAGAAAUAUUAAUUCCUUUUCCACACAUACAUGUUUUUGUAAGACCUGUUCAGCAUUUAAUUAAAGGUCAUCUUGAACCAAAUAUGAUAUUAAGCUCAAGGUGAUGACAUAUUAAUAAAGUAAGGUGCUUUCAAUAGUUUACAAAAUUUUUAAUGUGAUUUUUUUUCAUCCUCAAAGACAGUAUUCGCUGAUGCUGCUAAGACUUUGCGUACUUUAGAAAUGUCACGAAAAUGGAGUUUUUUUCCCUCCUCCAAAACAGAUGAGAAUCUCGUUCGUGCAGGCAACCGAUGUAUUUGUCAGAGUUGGGGAACAAGUAUUGGUGAAACGAAACUGAUGUCAGUCAUCUGAGAGGAACUUUGUUCUUGGGUUAGUCUUUAAAAAGCCUUGGAACUCGCUUAAUGUAGACACGAACUCACGCGCACUCUCGCCUGGUGGAGUCCAAGUCUCGCGCACGAGAGCGUGAAGCGCGAUGUCCCAGGAGGACGCAGCCACAGCCCAUGAACCGUCGACAAGAUGGCUACCCCAGGAUGCUCCUCGCCAUCAACAUAUUGUCUCUGCCGCCUGAUUGGUGUGUUUGCUACCGGUCGCUGCUCAAUGGCGCUGCCUCGCUGGAGGUCAAACACUUUUAAACACAAGCCACGCAGCCCGAGGCGCUGGUCCCCCCCUGGACACCUCAUUUACACUUUCCGCACCUUCACUUCCGGAGUAAUUACCCAGCAGCCCUUCUCGGCGUGAUACUUCCUGUCGAGUACGCGGUAAGCCGAGCGCAGUUCACUCCGGCGGUAGGUGCAGGCUGAACAGCGGAGAUAAUUUCACUUUCCGUCGAUCUUUGCUGACCUUUUGUGUAAGAGAGCAGCUGGCUGAAGUAGUCUUUGACAGUUUUGGAGGAUCUGAGAUAUUUGUUUACAAAUAAUGUUAUAGUCAAUAAUUUUCGCUUGCUUUUUCUUUUUUCACACAUGGAAUAAAAUAUUUAAUUUUAAUUAUAAGCAAAAAUAUUACAGGGACUCGUAGUAUUUUAGAAAUGCUGCACACUACUCAUCUCUCCCCUCAUCGUUGUGCCUUGUUAUUUACAUAGAGAGGAUGUUUAUUCGAACUCUGACAGGAAAAGUAGUUGUGUGUGUGUGUGAAUGAGAGAGAGAGAGGGGAGAGUCAGUGAAAUUAUUUUAUCAUUGUGAGCUGGUAGAAUAAACAUACAAUACUUGUUACACUUGUUCCCCAUCGGAAUUACACAUUGAAAAUAUACUGAAGGACUUAAGGUAAAAUUGGGAAAUUUUUUUUUAAUCGUCGUCGUCAUCAUCAUCAUCUGAACAUAAGGCAAAGCAGUAAAAUCAGAUAGAAAUGUAAAGCAUAAAACAUUUCGUUCGUGAUGACAAAUUAAUAAUAUUACUAUUAAUCAUUAGGUUAAUAAUAAUACAGGUUUGUUUAGAACUCAAAGUAUUUUCUAGAUAACUGUAGAAUCGAUCCCAAUGAAUCACUUCUUCAUAGAUGAGGGUCAAAGGGUGCUCUUCACCAGCCGCAGGUUUUAUCUGUGAUUUCUACAUUUCCUGUGUUUGUGUGUGUGCGCACUUGUUAAUGUGUAUGCAUGCAUGCAAACUUGUGUGUGUGUGACCGUGCGCAUGCGCGAUAAACUGUUGUCACUGACGAGACUAGUUAACGCUGACAUAAUUAUUAUCACGUGAGUUCCCAUAAUAUUUUAUGAAAUUAAUAUGAAUCGUAAAAGCACUCAUUUCCACACUCAAUAUUCACGGACCAUUUCCAUUCACGCCGUUGCUAACUGACGAACGUUCACUUGUGUUUGUUCACUUACGAUAUCGUUCACUGUGGACAGUGUUCACUGAGCAAGCGGAGGUAAACUGUUUCUUCCCGCCCACGUGCUCCCCAUGCUGUCUGCAGCAUCUGUUGCACGUGCUGAAUGUUGGGGGAAACCAUUUGUUGACCAAGUGUAGAUGAUGUGGCUUCCACAUCCGCCAUGUCUCACUGAUUGGCUGGGUGGACACCCAGGGUGAUGAACAUGUUCUUGUCACAUUGUGAUUAUUAAAGAUAUUUUAUGGAGAAACAA
Molecule: messenger RNA, 7100 nt
Organism: Pomacea canaliculata
Lineage: Eukaryota; Metazoa; Mollusca; Gastropoda; Architaenioglossa; Ampullariidae
Product: heparan sulfate glucosamine 3-O-sulfotransferase 6-like
Molecular function (GO): [heparan sulfate]-glucosamine 3-sulfotransferase activity
Source: RefSeq, a predicted model, not a curated record